ACUGUCUGGUCUUUGCCUCUUGUCAGUUUUCGAACUUGUGCAGAGCAUUCAGACGAGAGGGCCACCAUGGUGCUGAACCCUGUCAUUUCCAAGCUCUCCGGCAAACUGGUGGUGCUGGCAAGUGCCUCUCCUCGGAGACUGGAGAUUCUUCGCAACGCGGGUUUACGCUUUGAGGUGGUACCAUCCUGGUUUAAAGAAACCCUUGAUAAGGGACUUUACACAGCGCCUCAUGAGUACGCUGUUGAGACAGCCAAACAGAAAGCCCUGGAGGUGGCCAGGAGAAUGCCCGUUAAACAUUUGAAAACUCCAGACAUUGUUAUUGGAGCAGACACUAUCGUGAGUGUGGAUGGGAUGAUUCUAGAGAAGCCAGUGGACAAACAUGACGCUUACAGGAUGCUGUCGAGGUUGAGUGGUAAAGAGCACAGUGUCUUCACUGGUGUAGCAAUUGUCCUCUGUCAUGAGAAAGAAAAUGAAGAAGUAGACUACCAGCUGAUUGACUUCUUCGAAGAAACAAAGGUGAAGUUUGCUGAUCUCUCAGAAGAUAUGCUGUGGGAGUACAUCAAUAGUGGUGAGCCCAUGGACAAAGCUGGCGGUUACGGAAUCCAGGCUCUUGGGGGCAUGCUGGUGGAGUACGUCCACGGAGACUUCCUCAAUGUCGUGGGGUUCCCCCUCAAUCACUUCUGCAAACAGCUGGACCUUAUUUACAACCGCUCUACUUCCUCUUCAGACCAGGAGAGUGCAUCGGCUCGUCUUAGCCAGAGCGGCCCUCACCCUACCCCAGUACUCACUCAGCUCCCACACAACCUGACAGAUCCGUCCAGUCAGAGUCCCAGCUCUUCAGCCAAACACAACUCUUCAGCCAGCCUCAGACCAAACAGCCCACCUGCCAGUCAAACACACAACAGCCCUUCACUCAGUCCAGUCAAAAAGGUGAAGAAGAAAGACGGUGACAGUAAAGUGAGUGAGAGUUCGAGGAUGUUGGUGAACAGCUUCUCUAAAGACAGAGGCGCUGAGAUCACAGGCUCUGACAACACGACAAUACCGCUGAUCCCCAGCAGAGGGCAGGUGAUCGAGCUCAAUGUGGCAAAGCAGGAGGACAGUGAACCUAAAAGAGAGGAUCUGCAAAGAAUCAUGGAACUAAUGGAUGGAUUCAAAGCCUCAAAGGCCUUGUUUACUGCUUCCAAGCUAUGUGUGUUUGACCUGCUUCAUCGCAGCCCAGGGCUGGAUUCAGCACAGAUGGCCCAGGAGAUCAAAGCCUCUGUGAAGGGGACUGAAUGCCUGUUGGAGGCUUGUGUGUCUCUGGGACUGUUGAAGAGCAAAGACAGAACAGGCCAAAAGCCUGUGUACGAGAACACAGAUCUGGCGGUGCGUUUUUUGAGGUCAGAUGCAUCCUACUCUCUGCACGGAUACAUGCAGCACUGUAACAACACAGUGUGGCCUCUUUUCUCACACCUCGAGAGCGCUGUGCUGGAAGGUUCUCACCAGCAUGAGAAGGCCUUUGGCAAAAAAACGAAUGAUUUGUUUCAGGAUACUUACUACAACAAUCAAGAAAUCAAGCUGAGAUUCAUGCGUGCCAUGCACAGCAUUGCCAAAGUUACAGGAAAAGAUGUGGCCACAGCCUUUGACCUCUCCACUUUUAAAACGGCCUGUGAUCUUGGAGGAUGCACUGGUGCCAUGGCCUACGAGUUUACUAAAGCUCAUCCUGGGUUGUCUGUGACAGUGUUUGACUUACCUGCUGUUGUUGAGAUGAUUGAACAUUUCCGUCCGCAGCACAAAGACAACCGAGUGUCAUUUGUAGCAGGAGACUUUUUUCAAGACGAGUUGCCCAAAGCAGACUUGUACAUCCUGGCGAGAAUUCUUCACGACUGGUCUGAUGAGAAGGUGCACACGCUGCUGAGUAAAAUCGCACAAACAUGCACACCAGGAUGUGCACUUCUCAUAGCUGAGACCAUGUUGGAUGGACUGAGCCCCUACUCUGCUCUGCAGUCUCUGAACAUGCUUACCAAGACUGAGGGAAUGGAGAGAACAGAGAGCAAGUACGCCGGCAUGCUAAGCAAACACGGAUUUGGGAACACGCGUGUGGUUCACACAAGGAACUUCUUAGAUGCUGUUAUUGCCAUUAAAAUGUAGCAAGGCAAUCUUGCACACAAACACAUAUAUGUUUUUGGUUUGUCUCACUGUCUUUUAUGAGUUUUAAUUAUUUGAUCAAUGGUGGAUAGUUUUCAAUAUAGUAAUUGAAUGAUGGAGAAACUAUUCAUUAUCCUUUAAAAUCCUGUCUUCAAAAUACAAAAAGUAUCGUCACCAAAAUGUACUUAAUGGCAGAUAUUUAAAUAUGCAUUAAACUGAUUUUUUCUUCAACUGGAUUAAUUCUAUGGAUUCAUAAACACUAAUGGAGCAAGUAAACAGGUUCUUAAAUGGUCAACAAUCACAUUAAAUGUGUUAUUUCUUUAUUGUGUGGUCCUCCACUGAA
This is a messenger RNA of Limanda limanda (common dab), 2470 nucleotides long. It is a transcript of the gene asmtl, whose product is annotated as acetylserotonin O-methyltransferase-like. The transcript has 15 exons. The record is from RefSeq and is a predicted model, not a curated record. Lineage: Eukaryota; Metazoa; Chordata; Actinopteri; Pleuronectiformes; Pleuronectidae. Bases 67 to 2130 code for a protein of 687 amino acids. Gene Ontology annotation, molecular function: O-methyltransferase activity; nucleoside triphosphate diphosphatase activity.